Molecule: messenger RNA, 726 nt
Organism: Naegleria lovaniensis
Lineage: Eukaryota; Heterolobosea; Eutetramitea; Acrasida; Naegleriidae
Exons: 1
Coding region: 1-726 (241 amino acids)
Biological process (GO): vesicle-mediated transport; intracellular protein transport
Cellular component (GO): clathrin adaptor complex
Source: RefSeq, a predicted model, not a curated record
AUGUUUAGGCUGCUGCAAGCGUGUUUUGGUGGCUCCGACAAGAAAAGUCGUCGAAAUCAUGACAUGGAUGACCAAGAAAUUGAAACUGACGAGUUUAUGGAAAUGAAUCAUCAACACCCAAUCGGAAUAAAUCAUGAUGACCACCACCAUAUGGAAACAAUUCAAUCCUACGCAAAUUCUUCUCCAAACCAACAACAAACCAACAACAACAACUCACAGGCCUAUUAUUAUAUAAAAGACAAACAUUCCACGAUGAUGACCUCUCCCAACUACGUGCCAUCACCGACCCAUAUGGAUGACAUUUCUAACUGUUUCAAUCUCUCUCCCAUCAAAUUAAAUCAAAAUGUUAAAGAAUAUACCACUGAUGAAUACAAACAAUUAUGGAAACAAUUUGGAGAUGGACAUGUCACACUAGAAUAUUCAAUUAUUUUUCAUCAUGACUCAUCCAAUACUCCUCCUCCUUGUGAAGAAUUCAAAUCCUAUUUAGAUCAUACAUUGGAAUCAAAUUUUAUUUACACUUUGGCAUCUGGAGUGAAUCAUCAUGUCAUUACGUUUUAUAAUUAUUGUGAAAGUUUGAAUAAUAUUACUUAUUUAAUUGAAUCUCAAGUCAAUUAUGAUACUCGACUUGCUAAAGUGAGGAUAAAAUAUAGUAGCAAUAGUGAAUUGACCAAUUUUGUAAAUCAUUUUGAGAAGAUUACUGCAAGCUAUUUUACAAGAAUUAAAUAA